AUGAGUCUAUCCCUCAAUCCCAAACCUUUCCUCAGUGGACUAACAGGAAAGCCAGUGACAGUGAAACUUAAGUGGGGAAUGGAGUACAAGGGCGACCUGGCAUCUGUACAUGGCUAUAUGAACAUGCAGCUUGCAAACACAGAAGAAUACAUAGAUGGGGCAUUGUCUGGACAUCUGGGUAAAGUUUUAAUAAGGUGUAACAAUGUCGUUUAUAUCACAGGUGUUGAAGAAGAGGAUGGGGAAAUGAGAGAAUAG
This is a messenger RNA of Jaculus jaculus (lesser Egyptian jerboa), 255 nucleotides long. Its product is annotated as small nuclear ribonucleoprotein F-like. Lineage: Eukaryota; Metazoa; Chordata; Mammalia; Rodentia; Dipodidae. The record is from RefSeq and is a predicted model, not a curated record. The transcript has a single exon. Gene Ontology annotation, cellular component: U1 snRNP; catalytic step 2 spliceosome. Gene Ontology annotation, biological process: mRNA splicing, via spliceosome; spliceosomal snRNP assembly. The coding region runs from base 1 to 255 and encodes 84 amino acids. Gene Ontology annotation, molecular function: RNA binding.